AUGAGUAUGCGCGUGUCGUGGGCAAGGUGGUGUUGGAUAGUUAUCUUCACCACGUGCACCGCGAGGACCGCCAGCGACUGGCUCGACUGCGCCCACAUCUCCACCUGUCGCUGCAAAUGGUCCUCGGGCAAGAAAACCGCCACGUGCGCCUCCGGUGACCUACGCCGCCCGCCCACACUCUCGUCCGACAUCCAAGUCCUCGACCUCCACGACAACCCCCUUCGGAACCUCCCGCAAGAAGUAUUCUCCAACAUUGGCCUAUUGAAUUUACAGCGACUCAAUUUACGCGCAACCAAGCUCCGAUCCAUACACCCCGAUGCGUUUCUAGAACUGCGUAUACUAAUCGAGGUCGAUCUAGCCGAUAACGACCUCGCCAUCCUCCCCAGGGACAUUUUCAGAGGCAACGAGAGGUUACGGCUGGUAGUGCUAAGUAAUAACCCAUUAACCAUUUUACUCGCUGAUCAAUUCCCACCGCUGCCCCAUUUACGCAUGCUCUUGUUGGAUGGAUGCCGAUUGAGGACGAUUCACACGAAUGCGCUGCGGAAUUUGAAAUCCCUAGAAACCAUAGACUUACGUAGAAACCAAUUGACAUAUUUACGUUUGAUAACGUUCUCCUUACCGGCCUUGAAGACUAUGUCUCUGUCUGGAAAUCCGUGGAGGUGUGAUUGUAGAUUAAGAGAAUUUAAAGAUUGGUUCUUAGAGAGUAAAUUAGGUACUGAGGAAUUAGUUUGCGUGGAGCCGUCCACGCAGUCUGGGAACAAAUGGCGACACGUGCCAAGCGAGGUGAUGACGUGUCCGCCUGAAAUUAAGUCGAGUACGUUAGUAGUUAGAGCCGAGGUCGGUGUUGCGACCUCAUUUGGAUGUUGGGUGCAUGGCAUACCGAAGCCGAAAAUAACGUGGUUGUUCGAUGGUGUGGACUUGCACAACAGCAGCGUCGAUUGUGACAUGGAAGAAACUGAUUCCAUAGUAGAAGAUGACAAUAUAGAGGAGAGAGUACCGGGUAGCGUUAGAUGGGUAAAUAUCACGUUAUUUAAUGUAACUUCGAGUGCUGCCGGCGAAUGGACUUGUGUAGCGAAAAGUGUGGCAGGUGAAGCCCGCGCUGUAAUCAGUUUAGUACUUCCAAGAUCGCAAACGGCGACGGCCAGAACCGCCCCUGGAAUCCCACAACUGCUGGGUGUAGUCUUCGGUGCAUUAGGCGUAUUAGCGGCAUUGGGUUUUGUAGCUGCAGUUGGGUGUUGGCAUUUUAGAAAAAGAAGCGUACCGCCGAGUCGAAGCUUCAUGGACCAGGAAAAGCGAUUAAUAGAUGCAUCAGUAGUGGUGAGCUGUGAUCGUUCUAUCGCAGAUAUGGCGUCACCUUGCAAUUUUGAGUUAACUGAGCGAUCACUGUCCAUCGACGAACAACCCAGAGGUUGUGCUUUUGACCCUGUGCAUAUAACUAUUGAAGGAACCCCGGGUGCGUUCCCGCCCCCGCCAGCGGAGUUUGCAGUACCUGUACCCUACGGUAAUAUAUUUAUAUCUGUACAAGUGUCGGGUCGCGGUGAACCGGGGAAAUAUCCAGAUUUAUUAAGCGGCGGAGCGACCUUGCCGCGACGAACGAGAACUUGCUGUGGAGCACCAUACGAUAACAUGGGGCCCAGAGUGACAGCGACCGGGAGCUCCACUUGGUCUUUGCCCGGUGCCAGCGCGGACGAACCUUCCGAAACGCCAGUCCUCACCUUACCGCCUCCUCCGCCUGAGUUCGUCUCCCUUUAG
Messenger RNA from Leptosia nina, 1752 nucleotides. The record is from the annotation of a GenBank genome assembly. NCBI's taxonomy places the organism in Eukaryota, Metazoa, Arthropoda, Insecta, Lepidoptera, Pieridae.